GAACACAUGAAGGAUUUUAAUACGAACUGGUGCAUGACAUAAUAACAUUUUGAUCAUGAAAGGCAAGAUAUGGACCUCACGAAGAAAACUGAAGGGCUAAGUUAGGAAAGAUGGGUGAAGAAAGUGAUAUCAGAGGACAGAUCGAAGAAUUUUGAAGUACUGAAUACGAACUUGUACAAUCCCCCCACCUCCUCUCCUUGAUUCCUCCCCUGAAUUAUUUCGUCCUUUCUCCUUUUUCUCCUCCUCCCCUUCCUCUCGUUCUCCUUCUCAUAAAGUAUAUUUCGAAAUGAAAAAUGUGAACCUGUAGAUAAGGCAAAAAGGAUUCGGUAAGUGUGAGUGAUGACGCAAAUGCCGUAGAGUGACAAAACGUUUUUAACAGAAUGACGCAGACGGCCUACUCUUGGUGUCUGUAAUAACGUCAUCAUUAUAAUUAUUACAGUGUUAGUGUCAAAUGUUUUUUUUUUUUCUCUCUCUCUCUCUCGGCUCUGUGUGGCCUAGCUGAAUGUCUAUGUAAGUCUAUGUAAAUCUCUCUCUCCCUCUCUUCACACACACACACACACACGCAGUCAGUGCCACCCCCAAGAGCUGGCACUGCUGUCUUGGCGUUGGCACGGGCCUGAUUCUGAUUUCAGAGGAUGGCCUCGUCUUGGGUUUGCUUCACAUUUCGUUUUCUCAACAUUUCCAUGAAAGUGGCACACAGUUUCAGGGUCCGUGCAGCCAUGGUGUGACGAUGGGACUGUCUUAUCGUGUCGCUUUUCGUCUGUACGUCGCUAACUGUUACGCCAGACGAGUGCAGUCCCUCCCUCCCGCCGCAGCCUCCUUCCUCCGCAGCGCACAGGCCCGGAACACACGCCCCCGAGGCCUGCGUAUUGCACUCACAGGUGUGACCCUCGCCCUUCUCCUGCUGGUGCCGUACGCGUCGCCUCAGCAGCAGGGUCAGCGGGUCGCCGUCCCCAUGGCCGCCCUCAGCCUCGUCACGGUGUUGCUGGUGUGUGGCCUGCAGACGACCGCCGCCGCCCCUCCGCAAGCGGGCGGGGGCUGGUGGGGGCGGCUGAGCGACAGCUGGUGGUGUAAAGAAUUCCUCCCUCAAAUUCUGCUGCGGAUGAAGCUGCGGUUCCUGGCCUUCGAAUCUGCUUACCUGAAGUUGAAGAACUUCUCAAUGCUAGUUAAUCAGCUUGUUUUCUUCACGAUGUGCGAGCGUUUCCUUGUGCAGAAGAACAAGUUGACAAGCCUCUACACCCUCAUGUUCUUCAAUGUGCUGUUCUACUGCGUCGCUUACGUCAAGGAAGUGGUGGAGCGUGAGGACUGGACUAUGUACGUCAACAUAGCGCGGACAUCCAACGUCAGGCACUUGGCUCUCUCCACCACCAAGAUGGUGCUCGAGUGGACCAAGGCCGUGACCUUCAUCAUCACGGUGGUCUUCCUGCUGCUGGUGAUGGGCCUCGAGAAGGGUCUCAAGGAUUACUCCCCCUCGCCGGGCUAUCUCUUCCUCACUGGCCUUUACUUCUUUGCGACAGAAAAGUUCUCCACACAGAUCGUAGGUUCUUGGCUGGACAACAAAAAGUUCGAGCCGUUCGAGAGCAUGGAGAGUUUGUAUUGGCCAUCACUGCUGCUCGGCUCUCAUCUCGUGCUCUCCACGUUACUUACACUCCUGUGUGCCUCCACGGCGAAUGUUAGACUCGUUCUUUUGUCUAGUUUCACUAACCUUCGGGUAAAGUAUCGAGAGUUACGGGACGACUGCAUCAAGCCCCUUCAACAUGAACUGGCCACUCUGUCUCCGUACCGGUCUGCAAGUCGCUCGGAGGUGCGGCGGCAUGAUGACGUGUGUGCCAUCUGCCUCUCCCCUAUGACCAGCGCCCGCGUCACGCCUUGUUAUCACUUCUUCCAUGGGGACUGCCUUCGCCGGUGUCUGAGGGAGUCCAGUAAGUGUCCCAUUUGCCAGUACCACUUGUGAUUUCGCAUCGCACUUCAAGCAAGUUUUGAUAACUUUACAUUGUUUACGUAAGACUUGGCUAGUCAUUAAUUGUAUGUACUCGUAUAAUUAAGUGUAUAGUCCUUGCAAUGACCCAAAUCGCCAUGUGCCGGAUGUCAUCAAGUUAUGGUUAAUAAAUUUAUCACGAAGUGUAUUGCCAUUCCGUAUAAAAA
Eriocheir sinensis (Chinese mitten crab) is the source of this 2145-nucleotide messenger RNA. RefSeq lists its product as uncharacterized. Lineage: Eukaryota; Metazoa; Arthropoda; Malacostraca; Decapoda; Varunidae. The record is from RefSeq and is a predicted model, not a curated record. The transcript is spliced from 6 exons. The coding region runs from base 731 to 1954 and encodes 407 amino acids. Gene Ontology annotation, biological process: ubiquitin-dependent protein catabolic process; protein ubiquitination. Gene Ontology annotation, molecular function: zinc ion binding; ubiquitin protein ligase activity. Gene Ontology annotation, cellular component: cytosol; ubiquitin ligase complex.